GUAAACGCUGUGCAGCGGUAGGUGGCGCUGUGGCCCACGUUCACUUGGCGUUCGACUUCAUACGGUCGCAGAAGAAGAAGAAGAAGAGCAACACGUGCUUCCUGUGUGUCCUCUUCAUCCUGCAUGGAAAGGAGCCUGUCUUGUCUUGUAAAUAAAUUGUAUUCAGCCAGCGAAAGGCGUUAAAAUGGUUCGUAAAUUAAAGCACCAUGAACAGAAGUUGUUGAAGAAGGUUGACUUCAUCAACUGGGAGGUGGACAACAACCUGCACGAGGUCAAAGUGCUGCGGAAGUAUCGCAUUGAAAAAAGGGAGGACUACAUGAAGUACAACAAGCUGAGUCGUAACAUCAGAGAUCUCGUACAGAAAGUCCGAGACCUGGAUGAGAAAGAUGGCUUCAGAGCUCAGAGCUCACAUCGACUACUGGAAAAACUGUACAGUAUCGGUCUCCUGCCCACCAAACAGAAUCUGUCCCUCACAGAGAAAGUCACAGCUUCUUCCUUCUGCAGGAGGAGACUGCCCAGCAUCAUGCUGAACCUGCGUAUGGCUCAGAACAUGAAGACCGCCAUCACCUUCAUCGAACAGGGACAUGUGCGUGUUGGCCCGGAGAUUGUCACAGAUCCAGCAUUUCUCAUCACAAGAAAUAUGGAAGAUUUUGUCACUUGGGUGGAUUCCUCCAAGAUCAAGCAGCAUGUCCUGAAUUAUAAUGACGAGAGGGACGACUUUGAUCUGGUGGCAUAAGUCUGUUGUGUGACAGCCAUUCAUCACCCUGGAGGACCGGGAAGAAGGGACAAGAACUCUGCUCCUGAAUAACUCCACAACCCAGGAGUCAGAUUGAAGCUGCUCUCAACUUGGAAAUAGUGUGAAGAAAAGAAGUGCUCCUCAACAACAACUGAAGUUUCAUCAGACAAGGACAGCAGUGCACGUCCAGACUUCACAUUGUUCACUGAACACUUAUGUUCUCUUAUGAUGUUGUGCAGCUGAAAUCUGAUCUCCUGACCGUUAACCAUCCUACAUGUCUGGAUUCAUCCCCCGCUCCUCCACCAGCAGCACAAGAGCACAUAGUCUCAGCUGUUCCCUCCUCCUGUUUCCAGCAGAGACACUUCCAACAUUGGCCGUCAUCCCCCUGGUUGUACAGAGCAACUUCCAGAGUUGUGAAGGGGACUUUUUCUUCUCCUGUACCUCAACGUUGUUUGCCGUGUGUUCUGUGUGAA
This is a messenger RNA of Cottoperca gobio, 1209 nucleotides long. It is a transcript of the gene imp3, whose product is annotated as IMP U3 small nucleolar ribonucleoprotein 3. Gene Ontology annotation, biological process: rRNA processing; ribosomal small subunit biogenesis. Gene Ontology annotation, cellular component: Mpp10 complex; small-subunit processome. The transcript is spliced from 7 exons. Bases 185 to 736 code for a protein of 183 amino acids. Gene Ontology annotation, molecular function: snoRNA binding; rRNA binding. The record is from RefSeq and is a predicted model, not a curated record. Lineage: Eukaryota; Metazoa; Chordata; Actinopteri; Perciformes; Bovichtidae.